CUGAUUUGAAAGAAAUCUUCCUAUUUAAUCUCUAAACUCUCGAAUUUCGAACCCAAAUCGGAAUUUGCGCCAGAUUCGAAGCAGCUUCACCUCCCCCUUUUUUUAUCACUCUUCUCUCUCACCCUCAUCAUCAUCCAAAAUGGUUGGCGGUGCACCUGGAGCGAGCUCACGCGGCCGUGGUGGCAAGUUCAGAAAAUUCACCAGAGGAGGCGGCAAGCACUUCUCUCGUAAUCUCCAACCUAUCGACUCCGAAGGAAAUGCCGUGAGCAUGUGGAGCGGAGAAGGCCAGGAGAAGGACGACGAGUCCGAAGAAUCAUCCGAAGAGGAGUCUGAAGAGGAAUCCGAAGAGGAGGAAGGCAGCAAAGUCCCGGCCCAAGUCGCCGAAGCCAACCGCGAGGACCGAAGAGCCCAGAAAAAGGCCCGGAAAGAGGCCGCCAUAGCAAAGGCAAAGGCUGCUGCGGUCGAGGUCGGCGACAUGCCCCCUUCGAGCGACGAGGAAAGCGACGACGGCGCCGAUCUGCCUGCCAACCCGAACCACUCUUCAUCAGCCCGCAAACAGGCUAGCAAACCUUCCGGUGUCGAAGAGAUCACCGCGGGCGUGAAGAGGCUUCCGGCGAGCCGGCGCGAGAGAGAAGCUGCUGAGGCGGCCGCCGCAAAGGAGAGAUACAUGAAGCUGCAUGCCGAGGGCAAGACGGACGAGGCCAAGGCGGAUAUUGCCCGUCUCAAGGCCAUCCGUGCACAGCGCGAGGCUGACGCCGCUAGAAGACAGGCUGAGAAAGAAGAGAAAGACGAGCGAGACAGGGAAAGGAAAGCUGAGAUUGAAGCCAGAGAGGCCAAGUUGCGAGCACUGGCUGCUGGAACUCCUGCGACGAAGAAGAGCAGCAAAAAGAAAUAAACAAAAGAGAAUGUUAUCCUAGCUUUAGUUUCUUCGUGGAUAUCUUGGCUUAGCAGAUAUGAGCCGCUAUAUUCAAUACAUACUCUUCAUAACAUUGAGACAAUGCGACAUGGUGCUAUCCAAAACGCAAUUGGAUUGCUGAAUGUCUAUACUUGCAAAUCAAGAC
Messenger RNA from Trichoderma atroviride IMI 206040, 1061 nucleotides. RefSeq lists its product as uncharacterized. The record is from RefSeq and is a predicted model, not a curated record. Gene Ontology annotation, molecular function: RNA binding. Gene Ontology annotation, cellular component: cytosol. Lineage: Eukaryota; Fungi; Ascomycota; Sordariomycetes; Hypocreales; Hypocreaceae.